Closterium sp. Yama58-4 is the source of this 1050-nucleotide messenger RNA. NCBI's taxonomy places the organism in Eukaryota, Viridiplantae, Streptophyta, Zygnematophyceae, Desmidiales, Closteriaceae. The record is from the annotation of a GenBank genome assembly.
AUGCUCUCCCACGUUGCUGGGUUCACCCCACAACCGUUCCCCCUCUCAGCCCCAUCUGCGUCCCCCCUGGUUCCCCCACUCGCGACCCCCCUCGUGCCUUGCGCCCGCGCUCCUGCCCCUCGCGCGAGCUCUCCCCCCUUCCCUCUGUCCCCCCUUCCCACUCUUCCCCCUUUCCUCUCUCCCCCCUUUCCUCUCACGUUUCCGCCUGCCUCUUCCCCCCCUCUCCCCCAUCUUGCUCAGCCGCCUGCCCCGUUUUCUCCCACCCCUCACCUCGUUUCCGCCUUAAAGCCACACGUGCCCACAUCCUCACUUCCCUCUCCCCUCCCUGCGCCUCCCCUUCCCUUCCGCGCAGCCGCCCGUCACUGCUGCCCCCAUCCGCGCCCCCUCUCCCAUUGGCGUGCAAACCUACUUUUGUGGACUCUCGAGAAGGUGGAGGCAGAGGUGAGAGCGCACCACUCCGGGUCGCACCGGAGCGCGACUGACGCGGACUUCCACUGCCUUUUCGCGCCGCCGCUGCCGCCGGCACUCCGGCCUGUGCUGCUCGCAGCGACGGUGCUAUUCCCGCCCCUACCUCCGCCGCUGCUGCAACCGGGAGCCCCCCCUGCUCGACUGUGCUUACCCCACCUGCCAUUGCCGCUUCUCCUCACGCCUCCGCCAUCGCAAAUCGGAUUCUUUUCCUGUGCAACUGUGCGACUGCGCGACUGUGCCUCCCCCGUCAUCUUUUUGUCACCGUCCAUCGCGACACUACCUGAUGCCCCAUUGUUUCCCUCCCAGCUCCUUCCUUUGCCUCACACCCAUGCUCUCCCUCGUUGUUAUCCACACCCGUCCAUUUCUCGCCCCCCUCCGCGUUCCCCCUGUUCCCCCACUCGCAGCCCCCUUGCGCCAUUCUUUGCGCUCACCCUCUUGGUCUUGGCGCGCGUUGUCCCCCCUUCCAUCCCUCUAACCCGCACUUCCCCACCCCUCCACCUGCCCAUCAACUCCCUCUUCCGCCCUUGUACUCCCGCCCCCUCCUUUCCCUGCCACGUCUUCUCCCACCUCUCGCUCCGUUAA